CACCGACAACUCUUCUGUAGGGCUAUCUACACUCGCCUUCCUCACUAUGACAGAAUGGAUGCACUUGCUUUACAGUGGGUUGACCUCCGAGGAAUUACAGGAACGUAUCCGUACCAUGGGUCACUGUACUUUGCUAUCCUCGCUGCUAUCCCCCGCUUGGGCCUUAUCAUCAUCCGCAACAUCAAAAUCGUCAUGAUAGCGGACUCCCCGGCUCUCGCAUGUGGUCUUAUAGUGGCGAGCAUGUUCCCCGCACUGAUAUUCCCACUGAUACUGUUAGGAGUUUAAAAGAUAUAAGGGUGGAUUGCCAGUAGAAAGAGACAGCGUGCACCCGAGCAC
Messenger RNA from Pisolithus orientalis, 336 nucleotides. RefSeq lists its product as uncharacterized. NCBI's taxonomy places the organism in Eukaryota, Fungi, Basidiomycota, Agaricomycetes, Boletales, Pisolithaceae. The transcript has 2 exons. Bases 55 to 285 code for a protein of 76 amino acids. The record is from RefSeq and is a predicted model, not a curated record.